AUGAAUAGAUUUCAUCAAGAUUCCCCAAGUUCGACAGCCUAUGGUUUCAGAAGAGAUCUUUGUAAUAGCAAUGAGGAAGAUAGUGGUGCAGACUUUUGUAAUGAAUCCGGUUCCGCAACUCAGACGCAAACAGGAUCUCCUAAACUCCCCACCACAAACUCGUUCUUUACGCCGUUCCCGUCGUCGUUAACCUCGGAUCCCUCUAAUGCUGCACAACCACAGUUAUCGUCACAGGUCUCAACAUCAACAUAUGGAUACUCUCCUCGGAGCGUCGGAUCUGUCACAAGCAAUGAUAGUGCAAGCAAAACUACAGAGAUUUAUUACUAUGGACCAGUGUAUUCAUCCGACAUAAUUCAAACCUCAAAAACUUCGAUAACCAAUUCCUAUGAUAAGGCGACAUUUUCAACGGACAUUUAUUUUAAGAAGAUGGUGUUUGCAAUUGGUUUAGUCACGUCGAUAGGGUUGCUAAUAUUAAUUAUAUUAUUACUGAAAAAGAAACACAAAAAAUCAAUAGAUAACUCUUCAUCGUUUCCGCAAGAUGAUAGCAAUCAUAGUCAAGGAAUACAAAAUGUCAGGGUCCCGUCGCUACCUUCCGCCGUAAUAACUCAAAACUCAAAAAUAGAAGCUUCCGAGGUGUACCCUUCACCAGAAAUUAAAGGAAUUAAUAGAAAAGAUUCUAGCAUAUCUAUAAUAAUUGAAGAAAUAGACAAAGAGAUACUGAUUUUAAAAGAUCCCGUAAAUUGGGAAGAGU
This is a messenger RNA of Acaulospora colombiana, 751 nucleotides long. NCBI's taxonomy places the organism in Eukaryota, Fungi, Glomeromycota, Glomeromycetes, Diversisporales, Acaulosporaceae. The record is from the annotation of a GenBank genome assembly.